UUUCUUCCUCGCUCUCUCUUCUAGAGCGUGCGUCUGCGCCUGCCAUCGCCAUCGGCAUCGCCCCCACCACCACACGUCCACCUCUCCCUCGGCUCGGCCUCUCCUGCCUGGGAUCCGGCGCCUUGGAAAUUGGGAUAUCCAUCCCACCUCUGACCUCUCUCCUGCCAACCUCCCGCAAUUGAGAAUUCCUCCUCGCCGUCUCGUCUCGUCUCGCCCGCUGCCUGCCGUGUGCUCGCUUGCUCGUACGUCGCUCUCCCUACCCGCAAUGGCGGCCACCUUCCCUCUCCUCUCCCUCCUCCUCCUGAUAAUCCUGUCCUCAUCCGCCCGCGCCGACCCCGACGCCGUGGUGUCCAGGAUCGCCUUCGGAUCCUGUGCCAACCAGAGCGAGCCCCAGCCCAUUUGGGACGCCGUCGUGGGGUUCGACCCGCAGGUGUUCGUCUGGCUCGGGGACAACGUCUACGGCGACAACAAGCGCCCAUUCCGGGUCUUCGGAAAGGAGCGCACCGUGGGGCCCUGGAAGAACGCGCCGCGCUUCUACCCUUCCACCGAGAAGGAGCUGCGGAGGCGGUACCAGCUCGCCAGGGCGCAGCCCGGGUACGCCAGGCUCAGGGAGACCGCUCAGGUUAUUGGAACAUGGGAUGACCAUGAUUAUGGAUUGAAUGAUGCAGGAAAAGAGUUUAAUCGGAAAGUGAUUACUCAAAGGCUUCUCUUAGAUUUCUUGGAUGAACCUGAAGACAGUAAACGGAGGAAGCAAGCUGGUGUUUAUGCCUCGUACAUGUUUGGCCCUGAAGGAAAACGUGUGAAGGUAAUCUUGCUGGAUACCAGAUAUCACAGAGACCCGCUAUUAAGUGAUGGAACUAUUCUGGGAGAUCCCCAGUGGCAGUGGCUAGAGAGGGAGCUUCAUGGUCCUCAAUCAGAGAUCACCAUCAUUGGAUCUUCGAUCCAGGUAGUGUCUAAUCUUUCAGCUACUAUUGGGCCUUUGUUCUAUGUGGAGUCCUGGGCACGCUUCCCAAGGGAGAGAGAAAGGCUGUUCAGAUUGAUUGAUAGUAGUAAGAGACCUGGAGUGAUAUUUAUUAGUGGGGAUGUCCAUUUCGGAGAAAUCACCAGAUUCGACUGUGGAGCUCAAUACCCGUCGUACGAUGUUACUUCGAGUGGUCUUACCCAGUCUGUCGACAACGCUGUGCCAGAAGUAUUUCAACCUCUUAUGAGACUUCUAGCAGUACUAACACCAACUACCAUGCGAGUUUUGAGCCCAAAUUGCCUGUAUAAAUCAUGCACAACAGGCCUACCAAAUUUCGGAGCAAUUGAAAUUGAUUGGAAUGCUGUACCUCCCCGGAUUAAACUUGAACUAAAAGAUGUUGAGGGUCGUUCUGUUCACAGUGUAGAGUUCCCUAUAUCUGAACUGCAGCCCUCGGGUGUGCACGCAAUCAAAAGACAACCACAUACAUUCCAACGUCACUGUACUCUCGAAACAGAGCUCCCAUGGCUAAUACGAUACCGGCUUGCUCUGAUGUUAUUUGUCACCAUAGCUGUUUUUGCCGUUGCUGUGGUGCUUCUAGCAAUCACCUGCUUGUCAAACUUUACUAAGUCCAGUAAGAAAAGCAAAAAGGAAUAACUGUGAGAUGCGGAGGACAAACCAAGAUAUGGUCCAGCUAAGCUGGAUUUCACACUGACCAGGAUCCUAUACCACAGACCACGCCUUGAGCAGGCAAGAACUAGAUGGCACCGCAGUAUCAAUGAGUACACUACCGCUGUUCAACUUGCAAAGCGCAGAUUGGAUAGGUAUAUAUGUUAGCUAACAAGGACAGUAACAUACAACCAUGUACUGCAUCGUGUAGCCUAGUUUUCUGAAUCGUUGUUUUCCGUCUCAUGUCCUCCGUUCUGUUUGUGUUUCUGGUAACUGGUAAGCAUUACACUGUUGAGUAAAAUCUUGGUGGUGGGAAUGCCCCACAACUACUGUAUGUUAGCAUCUGAACAAUACUUUAGGUAAAGGAAACCACAAUAUGGGUGUGUUUAGUUCCUCAUGAAAUGCAAAAUACAAAAUACCAAGUAUUUUGAAAUGAUGAAA
Sorghum bicolor (sorghum) is the source of this 2068-nucleotide messenger RNA. RefSeq lists its product as uncharacterized. The record is from RefSeq and is a predicted model, not a curated record. The transcript has 9 exons. Lineage: Eukaryota; Viridiplantae; Streptophyta; Magnoliopsida; Poales; Poaceae. The coding region runs from base 266 to 1615 and encodes 449 amino acids.